Microtus ochrogaster (prairie vole) is the source of this 1386-nucleotide messenger RNA. It is a transcript of the gene Akr1b1, whose product is annotated as aldo-keto reductase family 1 member B. The record is from RefSeq and is a predicted model, not a curated record. Gene Ontology annotation, molecular function: oxidoreductase activity. NCBI's taxonomy places the organism in Eukaryota, Metazoa, Chordata, Mammalia, Rodentia, Cricetidae.
UUGAGUCUAUUUAAAGGUGCGCGCCGGAGCCAGCGCCGCACAGUUGUCCGUUAGGGUGUGUAGCGCGUAGCGGUCAUGGCCAGCCAUCUGGAGCUCAACAACGGCGCCAAGAUGCCCACCCUGGGCCUGGGCACUUGGAAGUCCCCUCCUGGCCAGGUGACCGAGGCCGUGAAGGUUGCCAUUGACCUUGGGUACCGCCACAUUGACUGUGCCCAGGUGUACCAGAAUGAGAAGGAGGUGGGAGUGGCCCUCCAGGAGAAGCUCAAGGAGCAGGUGGUGAAGCGCCAGGAUCUCUUCAUCGUCAGCAAGCUGUGGUGCACGUUCCACGACAAGAGCAUGGUGAAAGGAGCCUGCCAGAAGACGCUCAGCGACCUGCAGCUGGACUACUUGGAUCUCUACCUGAUUCACUGGCCAACAGGCUUCAAGCCUGGGCCUGAUUAUUUCCCACUGGAUGCAUCAGGAAAUGUGAUUCCCAGUGACACCGAUUUUGUGGACACUUGGACGGCCAUGGAACAGCUGGUGGAUGAAGGUUUGGUGAAAUCGAUUGGUGUCUCCAACUUCAACCCUCUUCAGAUUGAGAGGAUCUUAAACAAACCUGGCUUAAAAUACAAGCCUGCAGUUAAUCAGAUCGAGUGUCACCCGUACCUAACUCAAGAGAAGCUGAUUGAAUACUGCCAUUCCAAAGGCAUCGUGGUGACUGCAUACAGUCCCCUUGGCUCUCCUGACAGGCCCUGGGCCAAGCCCGAAGACCCUUCUCUCCUGGAGGAUCCCAGGAUUAAGGAAAUUGCAUCCAAGUACAAUAAAACUACAGCCCAGGUGCUGAUCCGCCUCCCCAUACAAAGGAACUUGGUGGUGAUCCCCAAGUCUGUGACUCCAGCACGAAUUGCUGAGAACCUGAAGGUCUUUGACUUCGAGCUGAGCAAGGAGGAUGUGGCCACUCUACUCAGCUACAACCGGAACUGGAGGGUGUGUGCCUUGAUGAGCUGUGCUAAACACAAGGAUUACCCGUUCCAUGCCGAAGUGUGAAGCUGUGGAUGCCUGCUCUCCCCCAGCGACUUGUGCCUGUUCUUCCCGCUUCAUCUGUCCUUGCAGGUGCAGUGUGGCCUGUGUCCCUGCACUGGGUGAAACCUUGAGGUUCAGACAACGAGGGUCUGUUAGUCUGACAUAGGCCCUGGAGAGCAUUCUCAAUAGCUGACGGGUUUCCUUCAGCCGUUCUUACACCUCCCACCCCCACCCCCCCACCAGAACGUUUAACACAAGAACCCUUUCCAACCAAAGAGAAGCAAGAUUUAUAGUCCAAGUAGUGCCACUAACAGUUAAGUGCUCAGAGCUGUAGUCCUUUCGGUCAGACUUCUUGCCUCAAAUAAAAACUGCUUUUGUGAAUUU